UAAAUUGAAUUUCUCGUUACUCUUCUAGUCAUAUUGAUAUUUCUGUCUAUAUGGAUUUAGACCUUUUUUGAAGCAGAAAUCAAAAUCUAGAAACACAAAAGCUUGUUUAGUUAAUGUAAGAAGACAACACAAACCAAAAAUGGUCUUUAGCUCUUCAAUCAGUUGUCUCCUCAUAUACAUUUUUAUUGUUGUUUCAUUUGUUUCUCCUAUUAAUUCUUUAGAAACACGAAAUCAACAAUCAAUCAAUCAAACUUUUCGAUCAGAGCAAGAACUUCAAAAAUUGAAAAAGACAAUAGCUACACGUCUUCGACAAAUCAACAAGCCUGCGGUUAAGACAAUUCAGGUUCCAAAUGGUGAUAUCAUAGAUUGUGUUUUGAUUCAUAAACAAUUAGCUUUUGAUCAUCCUUUAUUGAAAGGACAGAAACCAAUGGAUCCUCCAAAAAGUCUAAAAGAGCAUAAUCAAAUCGACAAUACGAGUGACUUUAAAUUAUGGGGCUUAUAUGGUGAAUCAUGUCCCGAAGGAACAGUUCCAGUUAGAAGAGUAACAGAACAAGACAUGUUAAGAGCUUACUCUAUUGAUAGCUUUGGAACAAAGGCUGCUAAUCGCUUUCCUCAUGAACAUGCAGUUGCUUUAGUGGACAAGGAUGAGUUCUUUGGAGCAAAAGCUACCUUCAACAUUUGGAGCCCCCAUCUGGAUAGUCAAAAUGAAUUCAGCUUGUCUCAAAUGUGGCUCGUCUCUGGUUCAUAUGGAAAAGAUCUCAAUUCCAUUGAAGCUGGUUGGCAUAUCUACCCGCGACUCUACGGAGACGAUCGUCCUAGAUUUUUUAUUUAUUGGACGGCUGAUGCAUAUAAAAGCACCGGGUGCCACAAUUUAUGGUGUCCAGGCUUUGUUCACACUAACCAAGAUUUUCCAAUUGGUGCUGAACUCCCAAAACUUUCUUCGUAUAAAGGACAACAAUUUUCUAUUACUCUAAAGAUAUCGAAGGAUAAAAACACUGGAAAUUGGUUGCUUGGAUAUGGAGAUGGAGAUGGAACUACAAUUGGGUACUGGCCAGCCCCCUUGUUCACACACUUGAAGUAUCAUGCAGAUGAAGUUCAUUUUGGUGGAGAAAUAGUGAAUGCAAAAUCAAGAGGUUCUCAUACUUCCACGGCUAUGGGGAGUGGUCACUUUGCUGAAGAGGGUUGGGGAAAAGCUGCAUAUAUUAGAAAUAUGCAAGUUAUAGAUUCUGAUGACAACUUGAUUCCGUUAGCAAAUCCCACAUAUUUAGCAUCAAAUCCAAAUUGUUAUAAUAUACAAGGAAAGACUAGCCCAAAGUGGGGGGAUCACAUUUACUUUGGUGGACCUGGCAAGAGUGAGAAAUGUCCCUAAACAAAUACUGAAUAUGAUAGAAUAAGAGCUAUAAAUGUCAAAUAAAUUAUAAUAACACUAAAAAAUAAAAUAAAAUACACUACCUUUAUUGAUAA
Molecule: messenger RNA, 1464 nt
Organism: Lathyrus oleraceus (garden pea)
Lineage: Eukaryota; Viridiplantae; Streptophyta; Magnoliopsida; Fabales; Fabaceae
Exons: 7
Coding region: 140-1369 (409 amino acids)
Source: RefSeq, a predicted model, not a curated record